This is a messenger RNA of Westerdykella ornata, 1113 nucleotides long. RefSeq lists its product as uncharacterized. The record is from RefSeq and is a predicted model, not a curated record. Bases 399 to 992 code for a protein of 197 amino acids. Lineage: Eukaryota; Fungi; Ascomycota; Dothideomycetes; Pleosporales; Sporormiaceae. The transcript has a single exon.
CUGGUUCAAACGCACCCGCACCCCCAACAACUCCUCUUCCAUCCUCACCACACCUCCUCCAUCCGUAUCGCCCUUCCCUCACACCCCUCAAACCCCCGGUAACCCAAACCCAAAUCACCAGCCCGAUAAGUCCACUUCGACCACAGCCUCCGAUAUCUCCCGCAGCUCCGCCCAAACCUCCAGAUCUUCCUCCUCUUCCGUGGUCCGUGGUUCUCCGCAAGAGCUACUCCGACCUCGUCGAGGAAGCCAAGAUCAACAAGGAGCAGUACCACAUCGCAGCCCGGGAACUGUUUGCCUUACAGUCCAAGGUAGAUGAUUUGGAGCGCGCAGUGAAAGAGCGUGACGGUAAGUUGAAGAUUGAGCGGGAUGGAGCUGCUGCCCUGGCUCGGCGGAAUGAGAUGUUGGAGGGGGAGAGGCACGCUGCUGCUGCGGCUGCCGAGACAGCGCUGGGGAUGCAGCGGCUGUGUGGCGAGUUGGUUGGUACGUUGCAGGCGCAGAUGGAGAAGGUGGUAGCCUUGACGGAGAAGAUGGACGAGGAGUUGAGGGUCAAAGACGCGGCCAUCGCGACUCUAGAGCAGGAGAAGUAUGCACUUGUCACGCCCGAUGAGACGUCGGUGGUUGAGAAAUCCAAGGCCGACGCCGCAAAGGCACGGGAAAUCGCCCAUCACCACGUCAAAGCACUGAAACUCUCCCGCGACGAGGCAGCGGCAAAGGACAAGGCGAAAGACGAAGAGAUUGCUCGGCUUCGAACGCUGCUUCGUGAGCGGGAGAUGGAAGUGGAGGUUCGGGAUCGGGAGGUUCGCGGUCUAAAGGAUGUGGGGCGCAGGAUGGAUGGCGACUAUAGGACUGAGGUCGAGAAGCAUGCAGUCUAUGCUCGUCAGCAGAAGUGGAAGAUUGAGGAUAUGGAGAAGGAGCUGAAUGGCAUCAAGGUAGGCAAGCAGGAAGUGUCGAAGUUGGUUGAUGGCGUCGUUGAGGAGUGUGCAGACUUGUAAGCCAAGUCAAAUGCUUCUCCCAGCAGCUGCUAGGGACCGCAAACAAACCUGGUCGAUGUGAACGUCUCCCCUGUUGGGGGUGUUGCACGUCACUCCUCCACCACGCCCCUGUGGGAUUGUG